AUGGCGUCGCGCGCGCGUCGCGCGCCCGUGGGCCCGUACGGGGACGUCCCAGCGCCCGCGGGCUACGUCCCGGGCCUCGGACGCGGCGCCGCGGGGUUCACCACGCGCGGAGACAUCGGACCAGGGUCGGAGGGGGUGAUUCGGGAGGGUGACGGACGCGAAGACGACGGACGGGGGACGAACGGCGCGGACGACGGGUUGUUCGGACGAGACGCGUCGACGUACGACGACGACGACGCGGAGGCGGAUGAGGUGUGGGCCGCGAUCGAACACCGCAUGGACUCGCGAAGGAAGGAGGCGAGAGAGGCGAAGGAGAGGGAACAGAUUGUGCAGUUUCGAGAGGAGAAUCCAAACGUGGCGGAGACGUUUCGGGAGCUGAAGAGAGGAUUAAAGGAUGUUUCCUACGCCGAGUGGGACGCGAUUCCGGACAUUGGAGAUUACACCAUCAAGAAAAAGAAGUUGAACGCUGGAUUCGCGCCGCCGCCGGACACGUUGCUCGCCAAGGCGUUGGCAGAGAAGGAGACGGUGAACGCGGCGGCGGACGACGGCGAGCAAGACUUGACAGCCGUCGGCGAGGGUAGAGGCACCGUUCUCGGGUUAAAACUCGAUCGACUCUCCGAUUCAGUGACCGGACAGACGACGAUCGAUCCGAAGGGCUACCUCACGUCUCUCGGCUCGCAAAAGAUUACGAGCGCGGCGGAGAUUUCAGACAUUAAAAAAGCACGUCUGUUGCUCAAGAGCGUGAUAAACACAAACCCGAAGCACGCCCCGGGAUGGAUUGCCGCCGCGCGUUUGGAGGAGCUCGCGGGGAAAUUACAACAGGCGCGAACGUUCGCGCAAAAGGGGUGCGACGAGUGUCCAAAGAACGAGGACGUCUGGCUCGAGGCUGCUCGACUGAACACGCCGGAGAACGCAAAGGCCAUUUUGGCGCGAGGCGUGCAGUCGUUGCCGAACUCGGUGACGAUUUGGAUCGCCGCCGCGCAGCUGGAGGUCGAAGACGAGCGCAAGCGUCGCGUGUUGCGUCGGGCGCUGGAAAACGUUCCGAAUUCAGUGCGUCUCUGGAAGGCGCUCGUGGACCUCAGCGCGGAGGACGACGCGAGAGUUCUCCUCGCGCGCGCGACGGAGUGCUGCCCACAACACGUCGAGCUCUGGCUCGCUCUCGCGCGAUUAGAGACGGCGGAGAACGCGCGCAAGGUUUUGAACAAGGCGCGAGAGACAUUACCCAGGGAGCCACAGAUUUGGAUCACCGCGGCGAAGCUCGAGGAAGCGAAUGGCAAUGGAAAAAUGGUGGAGAAAAUCAUCGCUCGCGCCGUCAAGUCGCUCAAGUCGCAUGGGGUGACGAUCCAUCGCGAGAGCUGGAUCAGAGAGGCCGAGGUCGCCGAGAACUCGGAUCCGCCGUCCGUCGCGACGUGCCGAGCGAUCGUCAAGGCGACGAUCGGCGAGGGCGUGGAGGAGGAGGACAAGAAGCGUACGUGGAAGGCGGACGCCGAGGAAUGCAUGAAGCGCGAGAGCGCGGAGACUGCGAGGGCGAUUUACGCACACGCGUUGGAUUCGGGGUUCUCGCACAAGAAGGGCCUCUGGAUGAAGGCGGCGAUGCUAGAAAAGAGGUUCGGCACUCCGGAUUCCGUCGACGAGGUUUUGCGCAAGGCGGUGACAUUCUGCCCGAACGCCGAAAUUUUGUGGCUCAUGAACGCCAAGGAACGCUGGCUCAGCGGCGACGUUCCUCGAGCGCGCGAAAUUUUACAGGCUGCGUUCGAUGCCAAUCCUGACUCGGAAGAAAUCUGGCUCGCCGCGUUUAAGCUGGAGUUUGAGAAUGGCGAAAGCGCUCGAGCGCGCAUCCUCCUCGCGAAGGCGCGAGAGCGCCUGACAGACUCGGAGCGAGUUUGGAUGAAAUCCGCGCUCGUUGAGCACGAGGCUGGAGACGCAAAGGCCGAGCGUGCCCUCUUAAACGAGGGCAUCGAGAUGUUUCCCACGUUCUGGAAGCUCUGGAUCAUGCUCGGCCAACUCGAGGAGCGAGAAGGGCGCGCCGAAGAGGCGGAACAGGCGUACGAAAAGGGGACGAAGAAGUGUCCGAGCGCGAUCGCGCUGUGGAUCUCCCUUUCAGAAUUCGAAUUGCGCGUCCAGGGCAACGCAUCAAAGGCGAGAAUCAUCCUCGAGACGGCUCGCACGAAGAAUCCGGCGAAUGAGCGCCUCUGGCUCGCCGCCGUGCGUCAGGAGCGCGAGAGCGGCAACGUACAAAUCGCCGAGAGUUACCUCGCGCGGGCGAUCCAGGAGUGUCCAACGAGUGGAUUACUCUUGGCCGAGUCCGUUCGCAUGGCGCCUCGUCCGCAGCGCAAAUCGAAAUCCGUCGAUGCUUUGAAGAGAUGCGACAACGAUCCGUACGUCAUCGCCGCCGUCGCGAUUUUGUUCUGGAGCGACCGCAAGCUGGACAAGGCGCGAAGCUGGUGGAACCGCGCGGUGACGAUCGCUCCGGAUAUCGGCGACCACUGGGCGAGCUAUUACAAGUUUGAGCUCCAAACUGCCGGCGAUGCUGAAGCCGCAAAGGUUGCCGAGCGUUGCGCCAAGGCGGAUCCCAGACACGGCGAAAACUGGCAACGCGUGAGGAAACGCGUCGAAAACUGGCACAUCGGCGUCAUCGACGUCUUGAAAAAGACCGCGAGCGAGCAGGACGAGAUGGCGUUCGCGUCCAAGUGA
Messenger RNA from Ostreococcus tauri, 2694 nucleotides. Its product is annotated as Tetratricopeptide repeat. The record is from RefSeq and is a predicted model, not a curated record. The transcript is spliced from 2 exons. Gene Ontology annotation, biological process: gene silencing by siRNA-directed DNA methylation; positive regulation of primary miRNA processing; spliceosomal tri-snRNP complex assembly. Bases 1 to 2694 code for a protein of 897 amino acids. Gene Ontology annotation, molecular function: protein binding. Gene Ontology annotation, cellular component: U4/U6 x U5 tri-snRNP complex; catalytic step 2 spliceosome. NCBI's taxonomy places the organism in Eukaryota, Viridiplantae, Chlorophyta, Mamiellophyceae, Mamiellales, Bathycoccaceae.